AACUGGCUUUCCGUCCUGUGCGCAUGUUCAUCUUGCUUGGAGCUGCCGGUUUGAACCAUGCCGACUGUUAGCGUGAAGAGGGAGUUGUUAUUUCGGGCUUUGGGUCAAACAUACACUGAUGAGGAGUUUGAUGAACUAUGUUUUGAGUUUGGUCUGGAACUGGAUGAAGUGACAUCUGAAAGGGACAUUAUAAGUAGAGAACAGGGAGAUGGAAAAGCAGAGGGUGCAUCUGAUGUGAUACUGUAUAAAAUCGAUGUUCCUGCCAAUCGCUAUGAUCUUCUAUGCCUGGAAGGAUUGGCCCGUGGAUUGCAGGUCUUCAAGGACAGAAUCGAAGCUCCAAGGUACACAAGAGUAGGGCCACUUAAUGGAGAUAUGCAGAAAUUACUUAUUGCCGAAGAGACUACACAGGUUCGCCCACAUGCUGUAGCAGCUGUCCUUCGUAAUAUUAAGUUUACCAAGGAUCGCUACGACAGUUUCAUUGAGCUGCAAGAGAAACUACAUCAAAAUAUCUGCAGGAAGCGAGCUCUGGUAGCUAUUGGAACCCAUGAUCUGGAUACAGUAUCAGGACCCUUUACUUAUACAGCAAAACCACCCUCUGAAAUUAAGUUCAGACCUUUAAACCAGUCAAAGGAAUACACUGCUUCAGAACUUAUGGACCUCUAUAGGACAGACAGUCACCUUCGCCAUUAUUUACAUAUUAUUGAAGCCAAACCAGUUUACCCUGUUAUCUAUGACAGCAAUGGCAUAGUUCUUUCUAUGCCACCUAUCAUAAAUGGAGAUCACAGUAAAAUAACACUCAACACACGGAAUGUUUUUAUUGAAUGUACAGCAACUGAUCGCACUAAAGCAAAAAUAGUGCUGGAUAUAAUUGUCACAAUGUUUAGUGAGUACUGCGAGAAACCAUUUACAGUUGAGGCAGCUCAGGUGAUUUAUCCAAAUGAAGAAACAUGUAUUUAUCCAGAGAUGGGGUACAGAAGAGAAAUUCUAAGUGCAGACUUUAUUAACAAACGAGUAGGAAUCAAUGAAACAGCUGAGUCUAUUGCUAAGUUGCUGACUCGAAUGUACUUAACGUCCAAAGUGAUGGGGAAUGGGGCACAAAUAGAAAUUGAAAUCCCCCCAACAAGAUCAGAUAUCAUCCAUCCAUGUGAUAUUGUAGAAGAUGCAGCAAUCGCCUAUGGUUACAACAAUAUCAAGAUGACAAUUCCAAAAGCCUAUACUGUAGCUAAUCAGUUCUCGUUGAACAAAUUGUCCGAGCUGCUAAGACAGGACAUGGCAGCUGGCGGAUUCACAGAGGCCUUGACCUUUGCCCUGUGUUCCCAGGAUGAUAUUGCAGACAAGCUGGGCAAGGAGAUAGCAGAAACAAGUGCAGUACAUAUAGCCAAUCCCAAAACAGCAGAAUUUCAGGUAGCUCGUACCACUCUGCUGUCUGGACUGCUGAAGACAAUUGCUGCUAAUAGAAAGAUGCCACUGCCUCUGAAAUUGUUUGAAAUUUCUGAUGUUGUUCUGAAAGACCCUUCUAAAGAUGCAGCAGCUGAAUUUGACUUCUGCUCAGUAUUCCUGCUGUUUGAGUGGGCGCUCAGCAAUUAAUCUACAUAGCUCUAUCACAGUAAAAUUCAUUCUCUCUGAAAUAAUGCAGUGUGAAAAAUACAAGUUUGUUCAGUUCUGAAAUAGCAAUUAGUGUCUAUGCUCACACAUUUAGAAGGCUUCCUCUGUGAGUUACUUGAGGGGUUCAUGCACAAGGAACCACAUACCAGUAAAGAGUCAACUGUUUCCAGAGGGGAGAAAAUUGGCAGGAGAAAGAGGGAAAAAUUAGACUCAGAUUUUUACAAAAAUAUAUAUGUGUAGAACUUUUCUCAUUUUGAGUUGGCAGUCUCCUGACCAAGGUAUUACGUUGUGUACCUAUUGUGUAGAUGGAUAUACUCAAUGCCACCGUUAGUGCUAAACGCUAAAUGUUGCAUGAAUGUAUCCAUCGUCACAAAGAAACAGCUAGAAUGCCUUAAUCAGGAGUACUGAGCAAAAGGCAAAUUCAAAGCAUGCCACUUCAGUCUCAUAUCCUGCAUCUGUCAGAGGUCAAAAAUGGAACGACAGACGUGUGUGGUAGAAAUUCAGUUAGUCGUGCAGCCAAAGAUCUGCUUAAAAUCUUAAACAAACAUCAUUUACCCAUUAUAAGCUGCAGAGAAAUUCUUUCAUGACAUUGUAAUAAUAUUUUUGUUUAAUUACUUGAAACUACAAGGAUAUAACAUAAGUAUUUUAUCUGAUGUGCUGCAUUCUUUUUAUUGACAGUAACUGACCAUUAGCAGAAAUAGUUUAUCUUCAUGAAAGUAGAAUCAUGUUCGACAUGAAGUAUUUUUUCUGAUUAUAAUGUUUUUGAUGGCCUAAUUGUUUCUGUUUGACAAGACAAGUUUUCUCAAUCCAUGGAAAACAACUCUCUAAUGUAAAAACUAAGAAACAUGAAGCAAAAUUCUGCCACUGGUCUUUCAAGUAAUGAUUGCUGUAGAAAGUUCCAGGGAACGUAAAUGUAUAAAAAGAAAAAAGAACGGUCAUGUUCUUAUUUCUCCUGUUCUGUUGAAUCUUUGAUUGCUUUCGUUCCCUUUUAAUGUGUAACUGAAUUUCUAGUUUCUGCACUAUGUAACAAACUAUUAUCAAUAUAUCGCUUGGCAUAAAUAAAUUAUUCUCGAAAUUUG
Carcharodon carcharias (great white shark) is the source of this 2684-nucleotide messenger RNA. It is a transcript of the gene farsb, whose product is annotated as phenylalanyl-tRNA synthetase subunit beta. The transcript has 16 exons. The record is from RefSeq and is a predicted model, not a curated record. Bases 58 to 1587 code for a protein of 509 amino acids. Gene Ontology annotation, biological process: phenylalanyl-tRNA aminoacylation. NCBI's taxonomy places the organism in Eukaryota, Metazoa, Chordata, Chondrichthyes, Lamniformes, Lamnidae. Gene Ontology annotation, cellular component: cytoplasm; phenylalanine-tRNA ligase complex. Gene Ontology annotation, molecular function: magnesium ion binding; ATP binding; phenylalanine-tRNA ligase activity.